Messenger RNA from Paramacrobiotus metropolitanus, 390 nucleotides. RefSeq lists its product as uncharacterized. The transcript is spliced from 3 exons. The annotation marks the transcript as partial. Gene Ontology annotation, molecular function: nucleic acid binding. Lineage: Eukaryota; Metazoa; Tardigrada; Eutardigrada; Parachela; Macrobiotidae. The record is from RefSeq and is a predicted model, not a curated record.
GGUGUGAAAGAUGUACUGUCAUAUUAUGAUGGCAAUGACCGUGAGUUAAUAACCGUUCUUGCGGGAGGCAAUGCAGCCGGUGAAAUUUUGCGGCCGCUAAUUCUUUUCGACGGGAAAGUCGUUUUGGCUUCGCAUUUCAACGAGACGAACGAUAUGUGUCAUAUCGGUUUCAAUUCGUCUGGAAUAAUGGAUAAUGCGACCUUCGCUUCGUACGUCAGGGAAGAGGUGAUCCCUCGGAUGACAGCAGAAAAGAACGUGAUUUUUCUCGAUGGACACAGUUCGCACAUAAAUAAAUAUACGCUGCUGCGGUUACCCAUAACUCUGUGUAUUAUAUCCGUCGCUUUACUCCAACCGAACCAGCACAUCUGGUACCGCACUGCUUCGAGGUAA